This is a messenger RNA of Phyllopteryx taeniolatus (common seadragon), 3026 nucleotides long. RefSeq names its product prominin 2 (gene prom2). Gene Ontology annotation, cellular component: cilium; apical plasma membrane; prominosome. Bases 241 to 2505 code for a protein of 754 amino acids. Gene Ontology annotation, molecular function: cholesterol binding. NCBI's taxonomy places the organism in Eukaryota, Metazoa, Chordata, Actinopteri, Syngnathiformes, Syngnathidae. The transcript has 24 exons. The record is from RefSeq and is a predicted model, not a curated record.
CCAUUCUCUAUGACUUCACUCAUCUUUCCUUCACCUUCCUCCCAGUGGCAGCGCUGCUCUUUGGGGGAGCGCCCGCCCAGUCAACUUGACAACCGGCAGACCAUACAGUAUCGCAGAAGUGUCGCAUAUCAGGAGAUUACUGAGCUGUGGAAGGUGAGACACUGCCCAUCUAGGAACCCCUGAUGUAAGCGCCCUUGACCAAUCAGCAAGACUUCAUGUAUUGGCGCUAGGGCCAGGAGCAUGUGGCAAGGCAUGGCUGCAGUGUUGAGGGCCGCAGUAGGACUAUGGCUUCUGGGGACUUGCACAGCCGAGUUAGAAUGCCGACCAUAUAACCCAACGGACAUGCCCCAGUUUGUGUUCUACGACUUGUCUGACCAUACCACCGGCUUCAUGGCUGCAACGGUUAAUGGCUUCCUCGGUAUGAUCCAGCCCAACCCCUUUCCUAAAGAUCUGAUCAAGACAGCAAUACUGUCUGAGGCGUUAACAGACGACGCUUUUAUUAAAGAAGUGUUGUCCUACGAGGUGGGCUUCGUGUUGUGCGCAGUCAUAGGCAUCCUCUACGUCCUUCUGAUGCCCUUAGUGGGCUCUGUGUUGGCCUGCUGCCGCUGCUGUGGCAACUGUGGGGGAGAAAUAUACCAGAAGCAGACGCCCACCAUUCAGUUGCACAGGAGAACCUUGUACUGGAGCACCGUCGUCACUACGCUCAUCCUCUUAGCUGGGAACAUUUGCAUGUUCAGAAGUAACACAGCAUUCAAAGAGAGCCUGGACCACAGCCGAACUCAACUUGACAAAACCUUUGACAACAUCAACACCUUUGUCACGACACUGUCUCCGCAAGUCGAUCAUGUAGUGAACCAGGGCCUUUUGAUUGUGGAUACUGUAAAAACAAGCAUACAAGGAAGUGGUGAAAUAUUGAGUAACGAGAUCUUUGGAGACGACAUGAAUGCGCCUCAAAUGCUGACAGCUGCUCUGAAAAAGCUAACGUCGCUUCAGAAAAAGCUGAAUGUUAAAAUGGGAGAUGUGGCGACCAAGUUGACGAAUCUUAAGACCAGUAUGGGUAGUACCCUGGAUAAUGAACUUUGCAAUUGCCAAGAAGUGAAGAAAAGUCUAGAUGAAAUUCAACUGGACGACCAACAAUUUAAAGAUGUAUCAGCGAAUAGAUUGGAAAAAUCCUUGACUCAGGUUGAUAUAGCCGCUAAGUUCAAAGACAUCAAGAGUGACAUGAAGAGUGUGACCAGCAAUUUGGACACCACACAACUGGAUACAAUCAAACAGACGAUAUCCAGUAAGGUAAAAAGCAUCUCUUUAAACGAGGACCUAUUAUUGGGCCCUGUGAAUAAGCUGCGCAAAGACAUCCGACGGUUUGACCCGCAGGUGGAACGAGCGGAGAGUAUCAGGGGGCGUGUGUGCAUCGCCUUGUGCUGUCUGGUCCUGCUGGUGGUCCUCUGUAACCUCCUGGGUCUCGUCUUGGGCCCCCUAGGUCUCAAACAAACUGAAGAUCCCACAACACGCUCCUGCCUGGCCAAUUGUGGUGGAAUAAUUCUCAUGAUCGGAGCGAGUGUGAGCUUUCUGUUCUCGUGGCUGCUCAUGUUGGCUGUGACGCUGCUCUUCUUGGUAGGCGGCAAUGUUCACACACUGGUGUGUCGGCCCUGGAGCAGCGGAGAACUGCUUGAGUUUGCUCCAACUGUAUUGCCAUCCUUGGAUUUGGCUAAAAUCUUAAAUAUGAAAAGCAACAUCACGCUCUCCGAUGUAUACAGAGACUGUGGGGACAACAAGCCUCUGUGGUCCGUACUCCACUUAUAUGAGAAAUAUAAUAUUGACAGCUUCCUCCACAUUCCCAAAGACAUCGCCUUUGAAAAUAUCAACGCAGAUAUUCCCAAAACCAGCAUCUUCAACACCGACAUCAAUAAUAGUUUUAAUACUUUACAAUGGAGCCAGACCACUCAUUCCAAACAGAUGGUCGAACAAGUACAGACGCUGGAGGCAACAGCUGUCAUGUUCGAUGAAAAGGCCAAUUCGCUAACAGAUGCAGCGGUACCUCAUCAAGGUGCAGCAGUUGCAGCUCAGCUUCGAGGCGCAGCCGCAACCCUGAGGCAAAUUCAGACGGAUAUAGAGAACAUCAUCCUACCAACAAUUGAUGAGAUUGACUCAGCUAAGAAAGAAGUAACGGAUGCUGUGGAAGAGCUGCAGAAUGUAGAAAAAAGACUCCACAGCAUCGACAUCAACAGUGCGAUUAAGAAGUUGGUGGACUGCCAGCUGAGAAACAUCAAUCAAUUUGCUAACUGGGCCAAAGUUAUGCUUACCGAGAAGUUUGGCCGCUGUGGUCGUGUGGCUGAGGUUGUGGACUCUGCUGAGAGCAUCCUGUGUUCGUACCUUGUCCCUUCUCUGAAUGCCUUCUGGUUCAGUCUUGGCUGGUGCAUGACUUUCAUUAUCCCCAGCAUCAUAUUCUCCAUGAAACUAGCAAAGCACUACAGGAGAAUGAAGUAUUCUGAUGAUGACAAGUAACGAAAACGACGGCAUUGACAACAUGAUCCCCAUCCUGAGAGCGAACAGUGGCUUUCACUCGAGAAGAUGGACUCACUCUGAAGGCGCAAAAAUGAAUUUUGCAAAACACCCUGGCACAGCACUAAGCAUCGAUUUUUAAAAAAGUCAAGGGACAAUAACCUUAAGGCAGUGGCUCUAAAUGUUGGGACCCAUACCUUGGGACCCGCAUUUUCCUAUUGUCAGCAAUAAAGACCAUAAAUUGUUCAAAAAUAGCCUUUGAAAAGCCUUGCGUCCAGAACAUCUAUACAUAUAUUAAUACAUUUUACAAAAUCAUUAAAUAAUAAAACAAUAUUUUGAACAUCUAUAAUAGAAACCAUUUUACAAACAAGUGAUAUAUGGUAAAUGAAUGAAAGUGGAGUUUGAAAAGUUUAGUUUCAAGAGUUUGAAAAAUCUGUAAUGAACUAAAAUAUGUAGCCAGCUCCAUAAUAAAGUGAAGCCUGUAGCUUGCUGACAGCAAUAAAGCAUCACUUAUGCAUACAAUA